Messenger RNA from Aphis gossypii (cotton aphid), 9751 nucleotides. Its product is annotated as dynein axonemal heavy chain 6-like. The transcript is spliced from 24 exons. Gene Ontology annotation, cellular component: dynein complex. The coding region runs from base 1 to 8379 and encodes 2792 amino acids. Gene Ontology annotation, biological process: microtubule-based movement. The record is from RefSeq and is a predicted model, not a curated record. Gene Ontology annotation, molecular function: dynein intermediate chain binding; minus-end-directed microtubule motor activity; ATP binding. NCBI's taxonomy places the organism in Eukaryota, Metazoa, Arthropoda, Insecta, Hemiptera, Aphididae.
AUGGUUCGACUAGGAAAUUUGACCAAACUUCAAUGUUCUGGAGUAAGCGCACUGAUCAUCGUCGAUGUUCAUGCGAGGGAUGUAGUAUCUACUAUGGUUGUUCGUGAAAUUAAUAGUGACACGCACUUCGAAUGGUUGAAACAGCUUCGUUACUAUUGGGAUAACGAAGAUGGUUGUGUCACGUAUUCUAUCAAUGGCCGUUGGUUGUACGCAUUUGAAUAUCUGGGUUCAUCUCCUCGAUUAGUGAUAACACCGUUAACUGACCGAUGCUACUUAUGCUUGAUGGGUGCGCUUCAAUUAAGUCUAGGAUGUGUAUUAUCUGGACCUACAGGCACCGGAAAAACUGAAACUGUCAAGGACCUCGCCAAAGCGUUGGCUACACAAUGUAUCAUAUUCAAUUGUUCUGAUGGAUUAAAUUAUAAGACAAUAGGCAGAUUUUUUUCGGGCUUGGCUCAAUCGGGAGUGUGGUGUUGUUUCGACGAAUUCGACCGAGUAGGUAUCGAAGUGCUAUCGAUCAUUGCACAACAGCUAAUUACUAUCACGAACGCAAAAACAACUAAUGCCAAUAAGUUCACAUUUGAAGGCCGAGAGAUUAGAUUUAUUAGAACAUGUGCAGUAUUUAUUACAAUAAAUCCGGAAUAUGUGGGACGAAACGAAUUACCAGAUAAUCUACAAGCGUUGUUUAGACCUGUGGCAAUGAUGAUACCAGACUAUAGUUUAAUUGCUGAGGUUAUAUUGUAUUCUGAAGGGUUUCAGUCAUCAAAAAUAUUGUCUCAAAAAAUAGUAAAAAUGUAUCAAUUGUGCAAUGAACAGCUUUCCAUUCAUAAACACUAUGAUUUUGGAAUGAGAGCUGUAAAAAGCGCUUUGAUAAUGGCAGGCUUUUUAAGACGAGAAAACCCUAUGGUUGAAGAAAAUUCAAUUUUAUUCAAAGCGCUAAAGGAUACUAAUCUACCGAAAUUUCUAAAAGAUGACGCCGUACUAUUCCAAGAUAUAUUAAGCGAUCUAUUUCCCGGAAUUAUCUUGCCAGAAUAUAAUUAUGAAAUAUUCCUAUCGACUGCCCAAAGUGUGAUGGAAAAUGAAGGCUAUCAAAUUAAUGAGUGCUUCUAUAAAAAACUUAUACACUUAUUGCAAACAAUAACUAUCCGGCAUGGUAUUAUAACUAUUGGUCCAACUGGAAGUGGAAAGACUACAAUUUUAAAAAUACUUAGUAAAACAUUAACAGAGCUUUACAAUAAAAAAAUAGAAAACCGACAUUACAAACCAGUAAACGUAUACCGUCUGAAUCCUAAAGCGAUUUCUAUGAACGAACUGUACGGCCAACUAGACCUCUUAACAAUGGAAUGGAGAGAUGGAUUACUUGGAAAGAUUAUAAGAAAAACAGCUCAAAUGGAAAAAGAAGAAUUUCAAUGGGUGGUAUGCGACGGACCCAUAGAUUCAGUAUGGAUCGAAAAUCUUAAUUCCAUACUGGACGAUACCAAGAUUUUGUGUUUAGCCAACUCUGAACGCAUAAAACUGAGUUCUUGGGUUAAAAUGUUUUUCGAAGUUGUUGACUUAUCACAAGCAUCGCCCACCACAGUUAGCAGAUGUGGAGUUGUUUAUAUAGAUACAUCGAACGUCGGUUGGCUACCAUAUGUACACUCGUGGUUAAAUAAAUUGCAAAAUGACGUAAUUAAAAGUAGUACAGAAUUAAAAAAAUAUAUAGAGUUACUAUUUGAAAUUUAUGUCAACGAAGGUUUUUCAUUUAUUAACAAACAUUGCUUAGCUACCAUUAAACAGGUUGACAUUAGUAAAGCAGCCAUGAUGUGUACUAUUCUUGAAUCUCUAUUAUCUGACCCAGCUAGUUUUGAUGCGUCCGCGGAAAUUUCCAAAGUCCAACAAUUUAUUUAUCAAUCAUUUAUAUUUUCGUAUUUGUGGUCUUUGGGAUCGAAUUUAGUCGAUUAUUCUCAAAUAAAAUUCGAGGAUUUUGUUUUCAAUCAAAUUUCAGACAAAUCCGAGUGUGGUAUUCUACCCGAAAUGAAAUUAUUCGACGUAUACCUAAACACAGAAAAUAAGAAGUUUGAAAAUUGGAAUACUAUUAAACAGGAUUAUGUGUACAAAACUAAUACACCUUAUCACGAGUUACUGGUGCCUACAGUCGAUAGCAUCCGAUAUAGACAUAUUGUCCAAAGGAUAGUAAAAAUGAACCAACCAGUGAUGUUGACUGGAACAACAGGUGUAGGUAAGACUUCUGUAGCAAAUUUAAUUAUACAAGACUUAAUAUCUACGGGUGAUUGGAUAUCUUCAACAAUAAAUUUUUCUACGUACACCAAUAGUAAAUGGACUCAAAAAGUAUUGGAAUCAAAAUUGGCGAAGAAAAAACGAAACCGUUUCAGUGCGCCAGCAAACAAACGUUUGGCGCUUUUCAUCGAUAACGUCAACAUGCCGAUACCUGAAUUAAACGGUGCUCAACCUCCUAUUGAACUACUGCGACAGCUUUUGGACUCUGGUGGCAUAUACGAUAGAGAUAAACUGGAUUGGAAUGAUAUAGAAAAUUUGAUUUUGUGUACCAUCUGCGCAUCUCCAGGGGGAGGAAGGAAUUUAUUAACUUCGAGGUUCACAAGGCAUUUUUCGGUGAUUUUCAUGCCUAUUGCGAGUGAAAUUACCAUGAAAACUAUAUUCACGUCGAUUUUGGAUGGUUUCCUCAAAGAAUUUCCUCCAAAUAUAGCUAACUCUAGUUCUGAAAUAGUGCAAGCCAGCAUCAAAGUAUAUUUACGUAUUUCAGAAGACCUGCUUCCAACUCCAGCCAAACCACACUACAUGUUUAAUCUUAGAGAUUUGUCAAAAACCAUACAAGGAAUCUUGCAAGCUAAUUUCAUCACAAUACCGGAUCGAACACAUUUAUACAGACUAUGGUAUCACGAAACAUUGCGUGUUUAUCACGACCGUUUGGUUUGCCCAAAAGACAAGUCGUAUUUCUUAAAUCUUCUUCAAGACGUGUGCACACAUUAUUUCAACACUUCUGUGUUAGACUUUUCCAAAUAUACAGACAAGAAUCCAUCAAGUCCUCCUGUAUUGUUAUUUGGUGAUUUCAUGAAUCCAGUUUCAAGAGAAAGCCGGAUUUACCAAGAAAUAAUAGAUAUCGAUAAAUUAAAAACCACAUUGAUAAAUGCCUUAACAGAUUUCAACAUGGCUUAUAAUAAAGACAUGCACAUCAUAUUUUUCAUGGAUGCUAUAGAACAUAUCACACGCAUCGCAAGGAUAUUGAGAUCUGAAAGAGGAAACGCUUUACUUGUUGGAGUUAAUGGAGUAGGCAAGCAAUCGUUGACUAAACUAUCUUCACACCUUAAUGCUUACAAGUAUUUUCAAAUUGAAUUAACAAAAUCAUAUAAUCAUACUGCUUUUCGUGAAGACUUAAUGAAUCUUUAUCACAACACUGGUGUGAAAUAUGAAGAUACCACAUUUUUAUUCAAAGACAAUCAAAUAGUCCAAGAAGAAUUUUUAGAAGAUAUAAACAAUAUUUUAAACUCAGGAGAAGUACCAGAUUUGUUUAAACAAGGUGAUUUAGAGAAGUUAAUAACUACUUGUCAACCAGCAGCAUUAGAUUUGGGAAUUGAUGGUGCGAAUCAAGAAGUGAUGUUCAGAUUUUUUAUAGAGCGCGUACGCUCUAAACUCCACCUCGUCGUGUCCAUGAGCUCGAUCGGCGAUACAUUUAGACGAAGAUGCCGACUGUUUCCUUCGUUGGUUUAUAAUUCAACAAUAGAUUGGUUUGACGAUUGGCCAACCGAAGCACUCUUGUCAGUGGCUCAUAAAAGCUUAGAAUCUUUUGGACAAUCAGAUAACCCUAACCUAGUCGACAAUUUAACAUAUAUCUGCUACAAUAUGCAUUUAACGACCAGUCAAGUGACUGAAAAGUUUCACAAACAAACGGCAAGGCACUGCUACGUUUUCCUCAAGAGUUAUUUGGAAUUUCUGAAAUUAUACAUAAAAUUAUAUGGAUCCCGAACUGACAAGAUUAAAAACGAUUCUGACAGGAUUUCAUAUGGUUUGCGUAAGUUGUACGAGACAUUUGAUAUGGUGGGAGAUAUGAAAACAAAAUUAAAAUCAAUGGCACCAGCACUAUUGGAGAAAAAUGAAGCUACUUUAAAACUGAUGGAAGGUUUAACGAGAGAAAAGGCGAGCGUAGACAAGGUCCGUAAAAUAGUGCUUGUUGAAGAGACAGCAGCUAAAAUGAAAGCUUCAGCCGCUCAAGAAAUAGCAGAGGAUGCGCAAAGAGACCUUACUUUAGCUAUGCCAGCGAUGGAAGCAGCCAAAGCGGCUUUAGAAUCACUCAACAAAAACGAUAUAAACGAGCUUCGGAUGUUGAGCAAGCCACAUAAGCUCGUUCAAACUGUUAUGGAAGCUGUGUGUUUAUUAUUUGGAAAAAAAACCGAUUGGACUUCAGCUAAAACCGUACUAGGAGAUACUAAUUUUCUAAAAGCUCUACAAGAAUACGAUACAGACAACAUAUCCGACAAAAUGAUCAAUCAACUUAAGCCUUACAUUGAAGAUCCAGAUUUUAAUCCGCAGAAAGUAGCUACUCAAUCAAAAGUGGCCAAAUCGAUGUGCAUGUGGGUUCGAGCAGUUCACAGUUACUCUCUAGUAUAUCGAAUAGUAGAACCUAAAAGAAAGAAACAACAAGAAGCCGAAGAUGAACUCAAUGUCGUGUUGAAAGAACUAAGAACAAAACAAAAAAUGUUAGCUGAUGUAGAAGAACGUCUACAAAAACUCGAAGACAUUUACGACUUAAGCGUUUCGGAAAAAAACAAAUUAGAAUUGGACAUAGAACAAACCCAAUCUCGUUUAAACAGGUCAGACUUACUUGUUGCAGCUCUAAGCGAUGAACAGCAGAGAUGGGAAAAUAGUUUAAAAACGUACUCACACCGUCUGUUGACUAUGAUUGGAGAUACAAUAAUAGCAGCUGGAAGUAUCACUUAUCUGGGACCAUUUACGGAUGAAUAUCGUAAAGAGAUAACUCGUUCGUGGUUACAAGAGUUAACACAAUAUAACGUACCAUAUUCACCAAAUUAUUCCUUGAGCUGUGUAUUGGUCGAUCCUUCUGAGUUGCGAUCGUGGAAUGUCAACGAUCUACCCCGGGAUUCGGUGUCGACAGACAGCAUGAUAAUUGCGACAAGAGCAAGUCGAUGGCCGUUGAUGAUAGACCCUCAAGGACAGGCAAACAAAUGGAUCAAGGGUUUAGAAGCAGACAAUUCUCUAAGAAUAUGCAGAGGUACGGAUUCCACCGUCAACUUAACAGACGUGAUUGUCGACGCAGCCAGGCUGGGUAAUGCAGUGUUAAUCGAAGGUCUUGAUGAACACAUAACCCCUACACUCAGAUCCGUGCUAGAGAACGUCACGUUUUUACGAGAUGGACGUUUUUUUAUGCGUAUCGGUAAUAUCGACAUAGAAUACAACUGUAAGUUCAGAUUCUACAUGACGACCAAAAUGUCAAAUCCUCAUUACCUACCAGAUAUAUGGAUACAUGUAACAAUUAUAAAUUUUAUGGUAACAGCAAAGGGCUUAGAAGAUCAGUUAUUAGUUCACGUCGUGCGAUUAGAAAGGCCCGAUUUGGAAGAUAAACGAACCGAAAUAAAUUUGAGUUUAAACAACGACAAUAAUUUAUUGAAAGAAAUGGAAGAUAAAACGUUGAAAAUGCUAUACAUGUCUGAGGGGAAUAUUUUAGAUGAUGAAGAACUCAUCGAUGCACUCAACAAUAGCAAGGAAUCAUCAAUUAUCGUUGCUGGGCGUUUGAUCGAUGCAGAAGAAACAAAAAAAAACGUCAAUAUCACACGAGAACGAUAUCGACCGAUAGCAAAACGAGGUUCAUGCCUUUAUUUUGUUGUAGCUCAACUGUCUGAAAUUAACUCCAUGUACCAAUUUUCUUUGGACUAUUUUAAUACUAUAUUUUGUAAUGUGAUAAAAAAUAGUAACAAAUCAGUUAAAAUCGAUGUAAAAAUACCAACUAUGGUAGAAGAUAUUACCAUGGCUAUUUAUACGAAUAUUUCUAAAGGCCUGUUUGAACAUCAUAAAUUAAUAUUCAGUUUCUUACUCAGCAUCAACAUACAUUUGCAAAUAGGUAAAAUUACUAAUGACGAAUGGAAUUUUUUGCUUCACGGGCCUAUAAAUAUGGCAAAAAUAGACAUUCCUAAGAAACCUAUGUUAUUGAAAUUGUCAGAAGACGCAUGGAAAACUGUAAAUUACAUGUCUAAAGUAUUUCCUAAGUUUAAAAGUUUUCCAGAAAACUGCACCGGACGUAUACAAAUCAAACUCGGUGACUUCACUCAGGAUAUUCAUUUAGAUAAUGAAAACAAUAAUCCCACUGUAAAUUGGGAUUCAAUUUUGAACCCAUUUGAAAAACUUAUGAUUAUAAAAGCAUUCAAAGAAGAAAAAUUAAUUUGCGCCAUUUCUAAUUACGUCGUCACCGAACUCGGGAAAAUGUUUAUCGACAGUCCGGAAAUUUCACAUCAUUCAUUGUACACUAACACAUCAUCGACGAUACCAUUAAUUUAUAUCAUCAGUCCAGGCUCAGAUCCAUUUGAGUCAUUCCAAAAAUUUGCAGAAGAAUUUGGUACGAUAGAUAAACUACAUGCAAUAUCUCUUGGCCAAGAUCAGGGACUUAUUGCAGAAAAAUUAAUAAAGAGAGGCAAAGAAAAAGGCGACUGGGUUUUUUUGCAAAAUUGUCAUUUAGCGCCAUCGUGGAUGCUUAAAAUGGAAAAUCUAGUUCGAGAACUGAUCGAUAAUCCAUCGGAUGUCAAUCAAAAUUUUCGAUUGUUUUUAAGUUCAGUACCAUCAAAAAUUUUUCCUACUUCUGUUUUACAAAAUUCUUUAAAAGUUAUCCACGGACCACCAAAAGGCUUACGAGCAAAAAUGAAAAAGAUAUUCGCGGACAUGAAUGUCAAUUUCUUCGAAGAUAAUGCUUUUGGAUCUGAUUGGCGAAAAAUGGUGUUCGGGCUUUGUUUUUUCCACGCCAUCAUAUUAGAAAGAAAGAAAUUUGAAUCACUUGGUUGGAACAUACCGUACAAGUUUACUGACAGUGAUCACAAAUAUGCUAUGCAUUUAUUACAAACGUACUGCUUAACCGCAAACGAAAUACCCUGGGAUGCCUUGCAAUACUCCAUGGUCGAGAUAAUAUAUGGUGGUAGAGUUAAUGAUUAUUGGGAUCGUAAAACCAUGAAGACAAUACUUUUGAAUUUCUUUGAUCCUCGUAUACUCGAGUCGAGUUACAAGUACUCUCAGACUGGUAUUUACUUUUGUCCAGAAUCAGAAAACUGUACCACCAUCAAUAACUAUCAGGCAUUUUUAAAUAAUCUACCAAUAACGGAAGAACUAGACAUAUUUGGAAUGCACGAAAAUGCAAACAUAGCAUAUCAAACUAGAGAAACAGAAGAUAUGUUACGGACAAUCAUUGGUGUCUACUCAAAAUCACUUACCGGUGUAGAUAGUAAACUGGGUGACGAAAUUGUUAUAGAAAUAGCCAUUGAUAUUUCCAAAAGACUCAUUAACUCCAUAAACUUUCAACAAGCCCAUUCAACAAUAUUGACACUUGACGAUAAAGGACGAUUGUCUCCAUUAUCUAUAGUCUUAUCACAAGAGAUUAAACAUUUUAAUACAUUACUCGAUGUCGUGCAUAAUUCUUUAACAGACUUAUGUAAGACAAUCAAAGGACAACAAAUUAUGUCUUCAGAAUUAGAAGAAGUUUAUUGGUCAUUUAUGAAAAAUACUGUACCGAAAAUUUGGCAGAACAAAGCGUAUCCCUCAUUGAAGACUUUAGGUAGUUGGAUCAAAGAUUUGAUAUUAAGACUGGAUUUUAUUAAUAUCUGGACAAAAUUUGGAAGUCCUCCUUCUUACUGGAUAUCCGGUUUAUAUUUUCCACAAGGUUUUAUUACCGGAUGUCUGCAAAGACAUGCCCGAAAAUACAGUAUACCUGUAUAUAGUUUAAAAUUCGAUUUUGAGCUUACCAGCACUGUUCUGUCACAAGAGGAAAUUACCACCCUACACGCAGACAACUUGAAAAGAGAAAUUCACGUUUACAAAGACUUAACAGAACGAGAAGACGGUAUUUACAUCCACGGACUAUUCCUAGAUUCCGGACGUAUUGACUUGGUCAGCAAACGUCUCGUGGAUCCUAUUCCAGGUGAACUGUAUUCUCCGCUACCGGUUAUGCUACUAAUACCCUCCAUAAAUAUAAAUAAAAAUAGUUUGCGAUAUAACUGUCCUGUGUAUAAAACCACCGCUCGAGCAGAUGUUUCUUUGAUCACUGGACAUGAUGGACAUUUUGUGAUUGGCAUAUUAUUACCAACAGACUUUCCGGAAAGUUAUUGGAUCCUUAAAGGAACCGCUCUAAUUGCACAAAUAACAAAUUAAUUCUCCAAGUAUAAUAUUCAUAUUAUAUUCCAUUCGAUGUUCAAAAACGAUAAACAGUUAAUAUAAUAAUAUCAUUUAUACGUUAAUCAUUAAUCCAAUUCUUCAAGGAUUUGUAUUAAAAACAAUUAUUAAUUGCACAAUGGUGGCAUUUAAGUGUAGCCAAUGGCCCAUUGUUUGCCAAAAAUACUGAAUAAUUAAUAAUUUUUAAACAAAUAAUAUGAUAAGAAUUAGUAUAACUUUAGCAGUAUUUUAAUUUUCUAUGUGUAUCGUUUUAUAAAUAAAAUAUUGUUCUGGCUAAUUCAAUUAUAAUAUUAUAGAUGUAUAAUAUAUUUUAUUUUAUAAAUUUAGAAUCGAUAUUCGAUAACUUCCCCAUAUCUUAGAUGAUUUAGAUAUUCUGAAUACCUAUUCUGAUCCUUAAGUGGUUACUAUUAAACGUUAGUAUUCCUCAAAGUUAUCUUAACUCUCUUCUUAUUCUUCUUAUUAACUUAAUUGGGAAGUGUAUAUUAUGGAAGUCAAAAUUAGUCUUCUUCGUCAACAAUAUAAUUAUAUUAAGAUUUUUCUAAGAAGUACUUCCUCAGCUUACUGUCUAGUCUUCCAACCUGAGCUUAAUAACUUUGAAAUCUUAGUAAUACAUUGAAUUAACUCUUAACGUCUAAAAUAGAAUAUUAUGUAUUUUUUCAUGAAUCUAUUCCCAUUGCAGUAUAAUUUAUAAUACUAUCUGUGUAAUGCUGUCCCUUUCAAAACCAUUUUAAUGGAUUAACUAUGGUAUGGUGUCGUAAUAAUUCUAUGGAUGAUCUUAAUCUCCUACCGCGUUCUUUAUAGUAUAGUUCUAUUGUACCAUGUUAGAAGUCACCUUUAUUCCCUGAUCUUACUUAUACAACUGUUAUAGUAGAGAUAAAUCGACAAUUAUCACAUACACCAAAUACCUACUUCACCUAGCAAACUAAUAAUAAAAUGAAUAUAGGUACUUUUUCAGUAAAUUUAAAGUUGAAAUUAAUAUUAAAUACCUAUACCUAUGUAUUAAAACUACCUACCUGAUAUUAUAUUAUGUAAUGUCCUGAAAAUAUAACACUAACUUAUUUCCUUACUUUAUUUAUUGAUCUUUAUUUCAAUAUAGGUAAAUGUAAAUACAAUUUAUUGCAGUAUCUUAUUUAAAUUAAUUUUUAGUCAUCCAUUCUCAAAGAGAUGUAUUUGUUAUGUAAACAAUAUAGAAUUGAUAAAUUUAACUAACUUCACUCAAAUAUUAUAGAUAGGUAUUAUGUAUUUUUUUUUAAUAAUAGGUACAUUUUUUUUAAAAACAUUCAUCUCUGUUUAUUCGAUGACAUUUUUCAAAUGCCGCCACUCAAAGCACUUUAAAUUUUUCAUGUAUAUA